Molecule: messenger RNA, 1038 nt
Organism: Owenia fusiformis
Lineage: Eukaryota; Metazoa; Annelida; Polychaeta; Sabellida; Oweniidae
Source: the annotation of a GenBank genome assembly
UUGUAGUGGAUCUUCUGAAGAGACUGAAUACAAGCCAUGCUGCCUUCCACCACCACCAACGUGUCACUGGGAAUCUUGGGGAGACUACACACCAUAUGGGGCGUGUAUUGAAAAAGGAUUACCGUCAACGCCUCAAUGCUAUAAACCGGGUAUUUCAACAUGCUAUCGAACUCGGCAAUGCCGCUGUACAGUACCUGGAUAUCGUGGUCCAGGGUAUUGUAUUGGAUCUUCGAAAGAGUAUAAAACAAAGCCAUGCUGUCUGCCUCCAUGUGACAGCGAGGGCUGAAGGCAGUGAUACUGAACCAUAUUACGUUGGGGAAGUGAUUAGAUUCGUAUGUAACAUCGGUUAUCCGAUCGUCGGGAAGGACAGUAUAAAAUGUUUAAGUAAUGGACAAUGGGAUGGUCCUGUCCCAACUUGUAAUCCAGUAUGCUACUGGAAACAAUGGGGAUCAUGGAUAAAUGGAGAUUGUGUUGCAAGUGGACUCCCAUUGACGCCACAAUGCUAUAGGCCAGGAACUUCCCUUUGUUAUCGAACCCGUCGGUGCUACUGUGUCGGACGCGGAUAUUCUCGUUCAACGUACUGUACUGGUUCUUCAAAGGAGUACGAAACCAAAACCUGCUGUCUACCAUAUCUCCCUCCUCCUCCAUCAUGCCGAUGGGAACCAUGGGGACCAUGGAAAAACCACGGAAGAUGCGAGAAGAAUGGAUUACCUGGGACACCUAACUGCGCUUAUCCUGGAACUUUAAGGUGUUAUCGUACCCGUGAGUGCAACUGCAGAAGAAAAAGACAUGGUGGGACCGCAUAUUGCCACGGGCCAUCAAAAGAAUAUGAAAACAAGCCGUGUUGCUAUAAACACACAUAUACACCUCCGCAUUAUCCUCCCCCGGGUUAUCCCCCAAUUCUUCAUCCAAUGAAAUGAACCAGGUUGAGAACUUACGACUCCACGUGACCUGAUAACAAGACAAUACCUUUCGGAAUCAAUAGAUAUAUUUUAUGUUCUAAAUUAAGUAAUAGAAUAAAGAUCAAUGCAAAUAUAA